AUGACACGGGAUCGAAAAAAGUGUGCGUGCCUGUUUAAGUUGCGUGUAUCUUGUAGAAUUAACGAUUUGUGGCGUUUUAGCGUCAUUUGUGGACUUCAUAAUCACACAUUGGAAACUAAGCUACACGGGCAUCCAAUUGCGUGUCGGCUGUCCCGCCAAGAGAAGGAUGUUAUUUCAGAAUUAUCGAUAAUCAAAGUUGCGCCGAGAAACAUACUUGCCGAUUUGAAGCGGAAAAAACUAAAUAUUGUUUCAAAUAUCAAACAGGUAUGCAAUGAACAUUACAAUCUUAAAGUUGAGAAAAUGGGUCUGAGGUCCGAAAUACAACACCUUUUGAAACUUUUGGGUGAUAACCAAUAUGUUUCAAGCUUCAGAACUUGUGAGGACAAUGUUACCGUUCGUGACAUAUUUUGGACUCAUCCCAAAAGUAUUAAGAUGCUCAACGCAUUUCCAACCGUCCUUGUAAUUGAUUCGACGUACAAAACCAACAAGUAUAGGUUUCCGCUUCUAGAAAUUAUUGGUAUGACCUCCAUGGACAAGACAUAUUCGGUUGGAUUUGCUUUUUUGGAAUGUGAGAAAGAAGACAACUUUACAUGGGCUUUGGGAAUAUGUAAGACUUUAUUGGUUGAUCAAAAUAAUAUGCCUAGAGUCAUCGUUACCGACCAGGAUACUUUGUCGGUAUCAUAUAAGCUCAAAUGUGAGAUCUAA
Vicia villosa (hairy vetch) is the source of this 705-nucleotide messenger RNA. RefSeq names its product protein FAR1-RELATED SEQUENCE 5-like. The transcript has a single exon. The record is from RefSeq and is a predicted model, not a curated record. The coding region runs from base 1 to 705 and encodes 234 amino acids. Lineage: Eukaryota; Viridiplantae; Streptophyta; Magnoliopsida; Fabales; Fabaceae. Gene Ontology annotation, biological process: regulation of DNA-templated transcription.